ACCACCAAGACGACAAUGGCCCCGCAGAACCAACCAACAUCCAAGCUGUCCUUCGUCGAAAUGAAGAAGAAGCUCACUGCGGACUUGAACCAAGCCAUCGAAGAGUACAACCGAGCAAAAGCGGAGAACGAAAAGCUACAGGACUAUCCAGCCAUGGAUCCCGACGAGGUCAAGAAGAAAUUGGCUGAGUUGGAACAAUCUGUCAAGCAUUCCAAGAUGACCAUGUCGGAAGUAUCGGAUGGACUUUGCAACAUCAUCGAGAAGGCCAUUAGGAGUAUUGACAAUAACUGA
Molecule: messenger RNA, 291 nt
Organism: Periconia digitata
Lineage: Eukaryota; Fungi; Ascomycota; Dothideomycetes; Pleosporales; Periconiaceae
Source: the annotation of a GenBank genome assembly